This is a messenger RNA of Rosa rugosa (rugosa rose), 2161 nucleotides long. Its product is annotated as probable cyclic nucleotide-gated ion channel 20, chloroplastic. Bases 764 to 1171 code for a protein of 135 amino acids. The record is from RefSeq and is a predicted model, not a curated record. The transcript is spliced from 5 exons. NCBI's taxonomy places the organism in Eukaryota, Viridiplantae, Streptophyta, Magnoliopsida, Rosales, Rosaceae.
CAAACACCCAAAUUCACCUACCCAUGUAAUCCUCGGAUCUUCCACCUUCGAAUUUCCGAUGGUGUUUCUCUACACAAACCUCACGCUCUCUCUCUCUUUACCCUCUCCCUCGCCCUCUCCGCCUUCUCUCUCGUCGACAACUACGCCUUCGACUGCGGCUCCACCGUGGACUCCACCUUCGACGAUGGCCGCCGCUUCAUUUCGAACUUGUCCAUUUUAGCUCGCUCAAUUUCACUCCGAAACCAAAACUCCAAUCCCAAUUCCCCCCCAAAUUUACCAAACCGCUAGGGUUUUCCGGCGGCCAUCCUAGUAUGAGUUCCAGAUCUGCGAGCCGGGGACCCACAUGGUACGACUCCAUUUCCAGAACUUCAAUUCCUGUAAUUUUUAUUGAAAUAGUGCUCAUCUUCAUGUCUUGAUCAAUGGGUUUGUGGUUUUGAAAGUCAGUAACUUUGGAUUUGGGGGUGUAUUAGGUCCAAUGGUUAGGGAGUACUUGAUUUGGGUCAGUACUGAAAAGUAUGUACUCAAAGACUGUAUCAGAGUUUCUAGUCUUAUGUUCAUUAGCCAUUUAGAAGUGAUGCAUAAAUCUUUAGACUGAGUAGUGAAUGCAAAUAAAAAGUUUGGGUUCCAAUGUUCCUAGCAUAAAGGUUGUCUUGCUGUUAUUUCAUUACGAAAAUGAUUGAAGCUAACUGGUACUGUCCCAAUUAAUUUUGUAAUGGAGUCUAUAGUUUGAUCAUUAUCUUACUAACAUAAUGGCUCUGUUUAUAUGAUGAAGCAAAUUAGUACUCUGGCUGGAAACCAAACUCCAAGUCAUUUUGUGUGGGAAGUUGUUUUUACAAUGGCCAUUAUUGGCCUAGGUCUCCUACUUUUCGCUCUUCUCAUAGGAAAUAUGCAUAACUUUCUGCAGGCUCUUGGCCGGAGAAGGUUAGAAAUGUCACUGAGACGUCGUGACGUUGAGCAGUGGAUGAGCCAUAGACGUUUGCCAGAUGAACUAGGGAGGUUAUUCCACAAGCAAUAUGCACUAGAUAUGGACUUGCUGUGGGUUCCAACCAAUAUGGUAUCACUUGGAUUGCUUCAGAAGGACUCAAGCACAGAGUCUUUGAGACAUCACUGGCUGACCUUCAGGGAGAUGAGGAGAAUGCUUACGGACCUCGGAGCUAAAAAGUGGAAAUGAACUCACAAAUGGAAAGAGGAGCUUGCGAACGUCAAGGGGAGCAAAAAUGAGAAACAAUGGACCACAGAAAUGAGCAGAAAUGAAGAAAAGAAGUUCUCCUACUUCAACCAGGAAACCCUGCGAAAAGGAGGAAAGCUUACCAAUGAAGUUUCCAACGUUACCAUGAAAAAGAAAUAGAAAAAUGAAGUGUUAUGAUGUUGGAAGGUGACAAGGCUUGAAUGAGAAGCAACAAGGCCCAAGAACUCUCAAGACUUAUUGGAUUUUCGGCAAAAUGGAUCAAAAGCCCACAAAGCCCAUGGAAUUAGGGUUGUGACGCAAUGGAUGAAACCCUAGGAAGCCUUUGCCGUGAAAUAUCAAGAGAUAAAUAAGGGAAGAGGCGUGAGAAUCAAGAAGAACCUAGAAGAUUUCGGGUGAGAUUUUCUAGGGCUAUUUUUAUGGGAAGAAAUAUACUUGGAGACUUACCCUAGAAGGUUUUGCCGUGAAGAAUGAAGAGAGAAAAGAGAAAGCAACGUGAAACCCUAGCUUUGGACGGCAAGAGAGGAGAGUUUUAAGGAAAGCAAAAGUGUGGAGACCAAGAAAAGUGCUAAAAGAUGUCUAGAUACAUUCCUAAAAUCCCUAAAGGUAGUUUGGCCGAAUUCAAAGAGAAAAAUCAGAAUAUUAUCAAGGGAAUUUCGGCCAAGAUAUUAGGGAAUUAAAAGAGAAUUUUGUGAUUGGUUGGAACACAUCAUAGGGCUUAUGUGGCAAGCAAGCAUUGGAGGAAAAUUAUGUGGAGUUAUCAUUGUUGCCGUGAGAACUUAUAGAGAAUUACACGGCUUGGAGAGCAAGGAUGCGUCCCCUAUAUAUACUCAACCUUUCUCAACGUCAAAGGUUCCCUUUUCUUUACGUUUUACACUUUAGAAAAAAAAUCAGAAAAUCCUUUUAGCAUAGCCGUGAUCCUCUCCAUCCUCUAGUCAUCUCCACGAGUUCAAGCAAGGCCAAAGAAGAAGAAGA